Varanus komodoensis (Komodo dragon) is the source of this 3145-nucleotide messenger RNA. RefSeq names its product autocrine motility factor receptor (gene AMFR). The coding region runs from base 109 to 1752 and encodes 547 amino acids. The record is from RefSeq and is a predicted model, not a curated record. Gene Ontology annotation, molecular function: ubiquitin protein ligase activity; ubiquitin binding. Lineage: Eukaryota; Metazoa; Chordata; Lepidosauria; Squamata; Varanidae. Gene Ontology annotation, cellular component: cytosol; endoplasmic reticulum; ubiquitin ligase complex. Gene Ontology annotation, biological process: protein K48-linked ubiquitination; ubiquitin-dependent protein catabolic process; endoplasmic reticulum unfolded protein response. The transcript has 14 exons.
GCUCCGGCGACGCCGCGCGCGGGGCCGGCCGCCUGGGACGUCGCCUACUACCUGCUCUCCGACAGCCUCUGCGUCUGGGUAUUAGUGAAUACUGCAUGCUGCAUUCUGAUGUUGAUCGCUAAGUUAAUACAGAGUGUUGUGUUUGGUCCUCUCCGAGUUAGUGAAAGACAGCAUCUCAAGGAUAAAUUUUGGAACUUCAUCUUCUACAAGUUUAUCUUUAUUUUUGGUGUGCUCAACGUCCAGACGGUAGAAGAAGUGGUCACGUGGUGCCUCUGGUUCUCUGCUCUCGUCUUUCUGCAUCUCAUGGUUCAGCUCUGCAAGGACCGGUUUGAAUAUCUCUCGUUCUCUCCCACUACGCCGAUGAACAGCCAUGCCCGGGUUCUGGUCCUGCUCGUGGCCAUGCUGCUGUCCUGCUGCGGGCUGGCGCUGGUGUGCGGCGGCGUUGGAUGCGCCCACGGGAUGCACACGCUGUCCUUCAUGGCGGCAGAGUCGCUGCUGGUCACCGUGAGAACCGUGCAUGUGAUUUUGCGUUACAUCAUUCAUCUCUGGGAUCUUAACCAUGAAGGGACCUGGGAGAGCAAGGGGACCUAUGUCUAUUACACGGAUUUCGUCAUGGAAUUGACGCUCCUGUCGCUGGAUCUGAUGCAUCACAUUCACAUGCUGCUCUUCGGCAAUAUCUGGUUGUCAAUGGCCAGCCUGGUGAUCUUUAUGCAGCUGCGUUACUUGUUCCACGAGGUUCAGCGCAGGCUUCGCCGCCACAAGAAUUACCUCCGGGUGGUUGGAAACAUGGAAGCAAGGUUUGCAGUGGCCACUCCUGACGAGCUGGCAGCCAACAAUGACGACUGCGCCAUUUGUUGGGAUUCCAUGCAGGCUGCGCGGAAGCUCCCUUGCGGGCACCUCUUCCAUAACUCCUGCCUGCGCUCCUGGCUGGAGCAAGACACCUCCUGCCCCACGUGCCGGAUGUCGCUGAACAUCACCGACACCCACCGCGCCAGGGAGGAGCGCCACCGGGAGAACCUGAACGAGAACCUGGCUCCCGUCGCCGUGGCGGAGGGCCAGCCUCCCCUGCACCAGCACAAUCACUUCUUCCACUUUGACGGCUCCCGCAUCGCUAGCUGGCUGCCCAGUUUUUCGGUGGAAGUGAUGCACACCACAAAUAUCCUCGGGAUUGCGCAGGCCAGCAACUCCCAGCUCAAUGCCAUGGCCCAUCAGAUUCAGGAGAUGUUUCCGCAGGUCCCCUACCACCUCAUACUUCAGGACCUGCAGCUCACGCGCUCUGUAGAAAUAACAACAGACAACAUCCUUGAGGGGCGGAUUCAAGUGCUUUUCCCAACACAGCGUUCAGAUAGCAUCAGGCCUGCGCUGAACAGCCCAUUGGAAAGACACAACCCUGAUCAAGAGGAUGCUGAGGAAGUCACCCAGGCCGACAAAGACCCGCUGGAGCUCACGGCAAGGUUUGAAGAGGUGGCAGAGUUUUACGAGGCCGACACCGAGUCCGUGGAGACGGAAAACUUCGAGGCGAGAGGGAGCCGCUUUUCCAAGUCAGCUGAUGAAAGGCAGCGGAUGCUAGUGCAGAGGAAGGAAGACUUGCUCCUGCAAGCGCGCAGGCGUUACCUCAACAAAACCUCCGAUGACUCUGGUGCCGGCCUCCCCGUGCCGGCCGAGGGAGCAACCUCCGACCCCGUGACUUUGCGCCGCCGAACAUUGGCGGCAGCAGCAGAGCGCAGGCUCCAGAAGCAGCAGCCGUCCUAACGCUUCCCAGCAAGUCCAGUUCCUUUCCCAUACAAGCAGCGUUCCCCACGACCCCGCACUCUCCAUGGCGGUGCGAAGGAGCCCUUCCGAGUGGGGCAAACCGCACGAAGGACCUGUGAGCUGGGUGCAUCUCCCCUGUAUAACGCAUGUGGUACCUAAUAAGUGUUUGGAUGGCUGACACAUUAACCCUCCUUGGGUAUUGUUUUACUUUGUUUUGUUUUUUCCAAGCGACACACAUUUCCUUCUUUGCAAACCAAAAAUGCAGUCCUUUAGAGUCCUGAGCCAGGCCUGCUGCUCCGUGGAGUGGCAGGCGACGGUGGCUGCACAGCCACGAGCUUCCCGCAUUGUCCUGUUUGAGCUUUUCCAAGCGGAAACCACGUCAGUGAGAAACCGAGAAUGGUAUUACUGGCAAAAGCACUCUUCUGACUAAGCAAACAUCUCGAGUAAGCCACCGCACUUCUCAAGAAUCAGUGCUUAGAUCUUUCCUGGCCUGUGCACAGUUUUUUGGAGAAAAGUAAUGCUUCUAAGCUUCGGAGCACGGAAGCGGAGCACCCCGGGAGGAGGUUAAAGAGAUUUGGAGUGGUAUUAAGCAAGCUGUUCUCUCGGCUUCAGCAUGGACAGAUCGACCAUUUCUGGAUUUGUUUCUGUGUUUAUUUUUUUUUUCCUAUGGAUUUCAUUGCAGCAAUAGGCAUGUGGCCAAAGGGAGAAAAGAGGAAGGGGGCAGCUAAUGAGUGGGCUUCUUAAUUCAGCAUUUCAUUAAGCAGGUAAACCGUGAAAAGGGUGUUAAGGUUGGUUGGGCUUGGAGGAGGCUGCGGAGGGCUGCGUGGCGGAGUGGGAGCUGUCCAGUAAGAGCUGAAGCGAGGCAAGGCAGCAUGCGAAAGUCUAUUUUUAUAAUCUUACACUCUGCAAUAAUAGUUAUGCCCAUUAUCUUAAUCGGAUGUACAGAUCUCAGACAGCUGAGAACUACUAGACAUUAGCUUAGGCAUGGUCAAACUUUGGAGUAUUGCAAAAGUCUGGUGGAUACAUUCAAGACCUGGUCUUAGCCUACAUGAAUGAGUUUUGUGAUGGCAGCCCAGUAAUUUUUAAGUGUUUGAGGUGUAUCGUUGUCCUUCAGAAGGUGCCCAGUAUUAAAAUAUAUGACUAGAUCCAUCUACUGUAUUGGAAAUUGUCUUUUUACUGAAGGUUUUUAGGGUGUUUGAAGGUGAGCAUCAGAAAUUGUGUGUUUAACUGAAGAUAACUUACUUCGAUAAACCACAUUGGAAAGCCUUACCUUGCAAUGCUGUUAGUAAUCUGGGGGGGGGGGGGUUUUUUUGUGAUGCAGUUUUGCUCAGAGCACACUCUUUGUUUUUAUUGUUUAAAAAAGAGGAAUAAAAUUCUUGAUUAGUGUUGGAAA